AUGUCACCACCAGCUAGCUCAGGAAAACAAAAGGAGUCAGGACUUGCUCGUUUAUUAGGUUCUGGAACUUCAGGAAUAUUAGAAUUAUUUAUAUUUCAUCCUGUUGAUACUAUUGCAAAACGUUUAAUGACUAAUCAACAAAAAGUUUUUGUACCUGGUGCACCAUUAUCCCAGAGUUUUAAUAAUUUAGGGGAAGCCAUAUUUAAAGAUAAGCAUUCUGCAACUUUUUUCCGUAAAUACACAUCAUUAUUUCCAGGGCUAGGUUAUGCAGGUGGAUACAAAGUACUUCAAAGGAUCUAUAAAUAUGGUGGUCAACCAUAUGUAAAAGAUUAUAUCAACAAAAAUCAUAAAGAUGCAUUCUAUAAAUUAUUUGGUGAAAAAAGUGGUAAGACUAUAAUACAUGCCACUGCUGGAAGUUUAAUUGGCAUUGGAGAAGUGGCACUUUUACCAUUGGAUGUAUUGAAAAUUAAACGUCAAACAAAUCCUGAUACAUUAAAAAAUAGAAAUAUUUUCAAAAUUUUUUGGGAUGAAGGGUUUGGACUUUAUAGAGGUGGUCUUUGGACAGCAGCACGUAAUGCACCAGGAAGUUUUGCAUUAUUUGGUGGAUCAGCUUUUGUUAAAGAAUAUUUGUUUGGAUUAAAAGAUUACUCUAAAGCAACAUUUCUUCAAAAUUUCUGUGCAUCAAUUGGUGGUGCUAUAGCUUCUAUCAGUGUGGCUCAACCACUUGAUGUAGUUAAAACACGUAUCCAAAAUAGACCUUUUGAUUCACCUGAAACUGGGACACAAAUUAUUCGCAAAAUGAUACUCAAAGAAGGUAGUAAUUUAAAAUUAAAAAGAAAAAAAUUUUUUUUUUUUGAAG
Molecule: messenger RNA, 859 nt
Organism: Entrophospora sp. SA101
Lineage: Eukaryota; Fungi; Glomeromycota; Glomeromycetes; Entrophosporales; Entrophosporaceae
Source: the annotation of a GenBank genome assembly